Dictyostelium purpureum is the source of this 1698-nucleotide messenger RNA. RefSeq lists its product as uncharacterized. The record is from RefSeq and is a predicted model, not a curated record. Lineage: Eukaryota; Evosea; Eumycetozoa; Dictyosteliales; Dictyosteliaceae. The transcript is spliced from 2 exons. Bases 1 to 1698 code for a protein of 565 amino acids. Gene Ontology annotation, biological process: methylation. Gene Ontology annotation, molecular function: methyltransferase activity.
AUGAUAAAAUUAAAUAAUAGUAAUAAUAAUAAUGUUAGAUUAUUUAGUUUAAUUCGUAAUUAUAAUAAUAAUAAUAAUAACAAUACUAGAACCUAUUAUAAAUCUUCAUUGGUCUCAUUAAAAAAAAAUAAUAAUUAUAACCCAACCAACAACCAAAAUAAUGAUCAUAUAAAUAAACCAUCAGUUUCAAAAGAAGAUUCUUUAUAUCAGAUAUUUCAAAAAUAUGAGUUCAAUAAUAAAGAUUUACCAAAUCAAAGUAUAUGGUUACCUUUUUUAAAAACACAAUAUUAUGACUUUAAUCCAUACCCAUCAGAUACAUUAAAAAUGUCACAAACUCAGAUUGCAACUAUUAAUUCUUUAUCAAAAUUUAAAGAUUUAUUAAAAAAAGAAUUAAGAUCAUUAAAUAAAAACAAUAAUGAUACCACAACAACAACAAAUAAUAAUAGUAAUAAUAACAAAAAUAAUAAAAAUAUUAAAGUCAAUAAAAACAACAAUAGUAACAACAACAACGACAAUAAUAAUAAUAUUAAAAUUAAAUCAUCAGAAGAUUUUUUAAAUUCAAAUUUUAAUAAAGAGUUUUUAAAUUAUUUAAAUAUAAAUUUCGAAAAUGAUGAAAAAUUUAAUAAUUCAAUGAUAUGGACUCAACAAAUUUUACCAAAUAGUUUCAAGAUCAAAAGGUUACCAGUUAGUUCUAGCAAUAUGGAUAUAGCAAAAGAAUGUUUUAAUUAUUUAUACCCAAUUUUAUCAUAUCUUCAUUAUUACUAUGGUGAUCAAUUUUAUUACUCAAUUCAAGCAUUUAAUAAUACUAAAGAGGAUCCAUUAAAUCAAGACAACGAAACAGAAAAAGAAUUUAGAAAUAAAAUUAAAAGAGUUAAAAAGUCAUUAGAGAUAUUGUUAGAGUCAACAAGAAAGAGAUUGUGGGGUCGUUCAAUAGCAGUACCAGAGAAUCAAACAAUAGGUAUUGCAUUCAAUAAUAUCAAUAAUUUAAAUGGUUUGGAUUUUUUAAAAGAUAAAGAGAAGGCAUUUUUUAUUGUACAGAUACUAUUUAGUGAGGGUAAUAGCAAUGAUAUUUAUGUAUCAGUGGCUAGAACUACCUAUAAAGAUGGUAGAGGUUGGUCCUUCCCACUUCCAUUUAAUCAGGGUGUUGUCCCCAUCGAGCGUGAUCAAAUACCACCAAGUAGAGCUUAUAAAAAAUUAAUAGAAUCAUUCGAAACAUUGGGUACCACUCCAUCACCAUCAUCAACAGUUGUAGAGUUGGGCGCUGCCCCAGGAGGUUGGACUUCAAUUUUAGAAAGACUUUAUAGCCAAGAAAACGAAAAAUUAAAAAUCUAUACCAUUGACAGAUCAAAGUUAGACUCUCAAUUUAAAACCAGCACAUCUAUCACCCAUACUUAUGGUGACGGCACCAAAUUUACACCAUCAAACAUUGGCGGAUUGGGCAACAAUACAAGAGUUGAUUGGUUAUUCAACGACAUGGCAAUUCCAGCAAGCAAGAGUUUAGAAGUAUUGGAAAAAUGGAUUAAAAAUAAAAACACAACCUAUUUCGUUUGGGCAAUUAAAUUUGAUGCUAUUGAAGAGGCUUCAACCAUGGCUAAUGACUGUCACGAGCUUAUGAAAAGAUACAAUAUAUCCUCAUACAGAAUUAAACACAUGGUGUAUCAAGGAAAUGAAAUUAUGUUAAUGGGAAAAAUCGAAUGA